UUUACUGUUGAUUUAAGGAAAAAUGCCAAAUGAGGAACUAUGAGGUGUUUGUUUCUCAGUCUUCAGAGAGUGCAGUUUUAUUUUAGUCCAGACGUCUCUUUAAGUUUACGGCUCUUUGUGCACGUUUACGGUUGUCUUUAGUGAUUUGACGGUGGAGUGGAGAUACCCUGCCGUUUGGGGGCGCUCCUGCUCACCUAAUUAACAGACAUGCUUUCCGUGUUGGUGUCACAUGAAUGCUACAGCCCUGCCCGUCGCUUUAGUUUCACUCACUUCCGACAAGCGUAGGCAGGCAACCCACGGUUGUUACUUAGAGAAGCUGCUGACAGGCAGUGCAACAGAAAAACGUCAGGGACCUCUGAAAGAUUUUGAGGCUCACUGAGAGAAGUCUACAGGCUGCCAUGUGCUGAGAUCGAACCUAACCGAGCCACGCCGGUGCUAUGGAGAAGGCGGUCAUGGAAGGGGUGUCCCAUACGCAGGUGGUUCGCUUUGGGAAGAAAUUCUGGAAAAAAGCCUGGCUCAUCCUCUACCCUGGAAGUUCCUAUGGCAUUGGGCGAAUAGAGUUUUUUGAAGUUCGGGACAAGGUAGAAAAGUUGGACAGCCAGGUUUCACCAUCCACGAAGCAGACCAGGAAAGGAGAGAAGAAACUGAUUCGCCUGGUGGACUGUGUUAGCAUCAGUGGUGCACCAUGUGAGGUCUGUCCCAAAGACACCACUGCAUUCUACGUCAACACUACCCAACGCACCUAUGUAUUUGCCAGCUCAUCAGCACAGGAAUGGAUAGACACUCUAUGCCAGCUGGCAUUCCAGGGAAAUGAGCAAAAAAUGUUGGAUAAAUCCAAUGAGGAAAUGAAGAUGGAAGAAAAUGCCCUUUAUUUGCCAUGGAAGCAGACUCAUGAAUUUCUGGUAACCAUCGUGAAGACUGAUGCUGCAGAACGAUGCCAGCUUGCUGGAGAUUACAUUCUGUUGAGUAACCAAGUGGCCAUAGUCCUGGUGGAGCCUCAGUCCAAACAGGCCUUGUACACGUGGCCCUAUCACCUGCUGCGGAGAUACGGCCAAGACAAGGCCAACUUUUCCUUUGAAGCAGGACGACGUUGUGAGUCUGGGGAAGGGCACUUUGUAUUUUUUUCCAGCGAGGUGCAAACCAUUUUCAGAUGUGUUGAAUAUGCCAUUGCACAGCAAGAGAAACAGCGUAGGAGUCUAACUGAAGUAACCCUGGACAAUGAUUUCAAUUGCGUUUUUGAGGAGUCACAGGCUACUGCUAGUGUCACUCAAAUGAAGGACUGCAACACGAGAGCCAUGUCAUACUCUAGCAUUGAGGAGAGCAUAGUCAGUAGUGACAAAGAAACAGCUGCACAUACACCACCGAUGACUAUGUCCAAGACAUAUCCUGUGCCUCUACCACCAGACAAAUCUCAAAAAAACGUAUCUGCACAGAGGAGUAGCUUAGACAGGGGAUCUGAAAGCAGUUUGUAUACAACCGUAAAUGAGCCUGUGGCAAGCCCUCGAAGGAAGGAGAGCGUUGCAGCAAGGGAGCCAGAUACUGUUAUCAGCGUCUAUCAGAAUGUCAACGAGUCCCUGAAUCAAAACAGCCAUCCAAGAUCUCCUGUUGUCACCAGCAGAAAAAAAACAAAGGAAUUGUCUUUGUAUGACUAUGAAGAUUUUGAGAAAGCCAAUGGAACUCAAAGCUCUAAGAAAGAAAUGUGUUACUCAACCAUAAAGGCGGUAAAUAAGAGAGGUGAUGAAGACGUCCCAGAGGACAGCGAUUAUUCAGAUAAUGCUCCUCGUUCUACUAUUAUUACUAAGACUGUCAUCCCCAGUGACUUUAAGCAAAGACUUUCCAACCUUAUCUCUAAAGAAGCACCCAAGGGUUUUGUUUCUGUGGCACCCAGGGACCAGAGCUGCUUAGAAUGAUUAAACAGCAAUUGAGAGUCUCGAUUUUACUGUAACAGUCGGUUCUGGUCUUCAAGCAUCGAAAAGGGUUACGGUAACAGAAGCAAAGUGAUGACAUGAAACACUGACACAGCAAAAAGCGGAAUAGAGGUGCGGCCAGCCUCCCAUAAGAAAGUGGGUUAGCCAAACUUAGGUCUCCACUUUGUGUGGUCUAGGCCUUCUUCUCUUUAUACAGAAAUCUCACAACUUCUUCAAUAAUACCAGUUAAAUAUACAGACUUAGUGUAUUUAUUCUCAUCAUUUAAACAAUCGAGGAAUUGUAAUAUUUAUGCGAUAUACUUAAACAGCAAACAAUUUAUAAUAAAAAAAGGCACCCUGAGUAUCACCAUAUAAAAUGUGAAACACUUUGACACUGCUUCACAACAAAAACAGACAGAUAGAUGGAUCAGAUAAAUUUGUGAGGGAAUAUAAUGGAGACAAUUACUGCUCUGCUGCAGUGUACCCCACUAAAGAUUUCUUCCUGGGGGCUGGGAGCCAUGUUAAAUACACUUUCUCCUUGUUGUGGCUCAGGUAAGUAACUCAAUGCAGGACAGCAUUCACAACAGAAAUUAACAACAGUCCAAAUCCAAUUGAAAACUACUUUAUUUCAAACCUGAGCUUCAAUAUCAAAGAACACUCUGAGGCAAUCAAAGUAACAUUGGAUAAAUGUAUUACCUUGCAUGGCUAUAUUCCAUACCAAGGGUAUACAACCCUUUAAUUGACAAAAUAAACAUUUCUUUUUAAAUACAGACAGCACUACCAACACUCCCAAUGAAUCCUACUCAUCUUUCCCGUUUCCUUUGGUUGCCUAGUUGCCCUGCAUUCUUCCUGGUUCUAGAUCAGUGCUAAUUCUACUGGAGCACUUCCUGUUACAUAUGCUUGAAAAAUCAUCUUUGUACAGUUGUGCUGUUGGUGUCGGACAUAUUGUGUCCCAAACUUCAAAUGUUUCUGCAGUCUUCCUGCCUUGGAGAAAAGAGCAGCUUGUGUUUUCUUGGUUCUAUCAUGAAUGCUUUUUGGGUGGCAUUGCUUAACAUCCAAGAUUUUAGUACCAUGUGCAAAAGCUUUCAGACGUCUAGCCUCUGUAUCAUUCUAGUCUCUGACUUCUACUGAUAUCUCAAGGGGUUGGCUGCUAUUGGUUGCCAUCUGACUAAGCUACUAGACGAUUUGUCUAAACAUAACAGCUGCACAUUGUCAUUAGCUUCAGGGCACUAUCAACAUUUGUUAGUCUGAAUGUCAGCAAUGUCGCCUGAAUAUGGUGGCCAGAUUGUAGGAAUGGGCAGUGGAACUCUGAGACAAGAAGAUCAGCGUUGGCUGGAGAGAGCCCAGUGAUGUCCAAGUAAAUGUUAUCCCAGAAAGAAUGGCUUAUGUUAAGUCUAAAGAGAUAGGUGGGAGCCACAAGAGUUGACCAGUUGCAUGUGUCUUUGUCUUAUUUUAUAUUGUAAAUUCUACCGCUUAAUAAAAAUUAAUUGGUUGCAUU
This is a messenger RNA of Erpetoichthys calabaricus (reedfish), 3404 nucleotides long. RefSeq names its product docking protein 3-like. Bases 438 to 1910 code for a protein of 490 amino acids. Gene Ontology annotation, biological process: cell surface receptor protein tyrosine kinase signaling pathway; positive regulation of MAPK cascade. Gene Ontology annotation, cellular component: cytoplasm. Lineage: Eukaryota; Metazoa; Chordata; Cladistia; Polypteriformes; Polypteridae. The record is from RefSeq and is a predicted model, not a curated record. The transcript is spliced from 5 exons.